UUAAGUUGGAUUGAUAAACUUACUGGAUUAACAGAUCGACUUGAGAAAAUCUUCAACGAUUUGGAUGAGUUUUAUGAAGAACUGAUUGAGCAACAUCACAAUCCCAAUAGGCCAAAAUCUAUGGAAGGAGAUAUUCUUGAUCUUUUGCUUCAAUUGAGGAAAGAGCAAUCCACUCCAAUUGAUCUCACUUUGGAUGAUAUCAAAGGAAUUCUCAUGAAUGUGUUCGUUGCUGGAUCAGACCCUAGCGCAGCUGCAAUAGUAUGGGCAAUGACAGCGUUGAUAAAGAAUCCAAAAGUCAUGAAGAAAGUCCAAAAUGAAAUCAGAGAAACAAUUGGGGACAAAGGCACUGUGAAUGAAGAUGAUAUCCGAAAUACGUCCUACUUCAAAGCCGUGAUAAAAGAGACAUUUAGAUUAUAUCCGCCAAGCCCACUUCUAAUUCCAAGAGAAUCAAUGGAAAAAUCCACACUAGAAGGGUAUAAAAUUCCGCCAAGAACUAUAAUUCAUGUUAACUCAUGGGCAAUUGCAAGGGAUCCUGAAAUAUGGGAAAAUCCAGAAGAAUUUAUACCUGAGAGAUUCUUGAAUAGUGAUAUCGAUUUCAAGGGACAAAACUAUGAGCUAAUUCCAUUUGGAGAAGGAAGAAGACGAUGCCCGGGGAUGACACUUGGAGUUGCAGUGAUGGAACUUGCAUUAUCAAAUCUUCUUUAUGCAUUUGAUUGGGAAUUACCUAGUGGGUUGAAAAAAGAGGACAUUGAUACAGAUGUUAGGCCUGGAACUACCAUGCAUAAGAAAAAUGAGCUUUGCCUUGUACCUAAAAAUUACUUUAAAUGUGAAUUUACUGCGAGUUCUUGAGGUAUGUUGAAGUUAUUGAGCUUUCAACUCGAAUUAUGUAUACAUAUUCAUCAUACUGGAAAAUCAAUAGUAUAAUAUAUCAUCCUUCGGAACUUAUAUUUUAGAUUUAUGUUAUAUCAAACUGUUGUUUGACUCUUCUCCGAACUUCACCCAUAGUGGGAGUUCUAGUGUACUGGACUGUCCUAUGUCAUAUCAAAUUGAUUUCACCCUC
Capsicum annuum is the source of this 1060-nucleotide messenger RNA. Its product is annotated as 5-OH-xanthotoxin synthase-like. Gene Ontology annotation, molecular function: monooxygenase activity; oxidoreductase activity, acting on paired donors, with incorporation or reduction of molecular oxygen; iron ion binding. The transcript has 2 exons. The record is from RefSeq and is a predicted model, not a curated record. Lineage: Eukaryota; Viridiplantae; Streptophyta; Magnoliopsida; Solanales; Solanaceae. The annotation marks the transcript as partial.